This is a messenger RNA of Seriola aureovittata, 5140 nucleotides long. Its product is annotated as vitellogenin-2-like. NCBI's taxonomy places the organism in Eukaryota, Metazoa, Chordata, Actinopteri, Carangiformes, Carangidae. The transcript has 33 exons. The record is from RefSeq and is a predicted model, not a curated record. Gene Ontology annotation, molecular function: lipid carrier activity. Gene Ontology annotation, biological process: lipid transport.
AUGAGGGUGCUUGUACUAGCUCUUGCUGUGGCCCUUGCAGGAUAAUUCAAUAUUAUUACAGCCCCAGAAUUUGCUACUGGAAAGACCUACGUGUACAAAUAUGAGGCAUUUCUCAUGGGCGGCCUGCCCGAGGAGGGUCUGGCACGGGCUGGAGUGAAGAUCCGGAGCAAAGUUUUGAUCCAUGCAGCGGCUGCCGACACCUUCAUGCUGAAGCUUAUUGACCCUGAAAUCUUUGAGUACAGUGGUAUCUGGCCCAAAGAUGUUUUCAUCCCAGCCACCAAGCUCACCUCAGCCCUGGCUGCUCAGCUCUUGACACCCAUCAAGUUUGAGUACACCAACGGUAUUGUUGGUAAAGUGUUUGCACCGGCUGGCAUCUCUGUGACUGUGCUGAACAUCUACAGGGGAAUCCUCAACAUCUUCCAGCUGAACAUCAAGAAGACUCACAACAUCUAUGAGCUGCAAGAGCCUGGAGCUCAGGGUGUGUGCAAGACCCACUAUGUCAUCAGUGAGGACACCAAGGCUGACCGCAUUCUUCUGACCAAGACCAAGGACCUGAACCACUGUCAGGAGAGAAUCAUCAAGGACAUUGGCUUGGCUUACACUGAGAAAUGCAGUGAGUGUGAGGCUAGAGGAAAUACCCUGAAGGGAGCCGCUGCCUUUAACUACAUCAUGAAGCCAGCAGCCGCCGGCACUAUCAUCUUGGAAGCAACUGCUUCAGAGAUGAUUCAGUUCUCUCCUUUCAACAUCUUGAAUGGCGCUGCCCAAAUGGAGGCUAAGCAAAUCCUGACCUUUUUGGAGAUUGAGAGGGCCCCAGUGGAGCCCAUCAGAGCAGAAUAUCUUCACCGUGGAUCUCUGCAGUAUGAGUUUGGUAGCGAGCUUCUCCAGACACCCAUCCAGCUCGUGAGGAUCAGCAACGCCGAGGCUCAGAUUGUUGAGGUUCUGAACCACCUGGUGACCUUCAAUGUGGCCAAGGUUCAUGAGGAUGCCCCUCUGAAGUUUAUUGAGCUCAUCCAGCUGCUGCGUGUGGCCAGAUUUGAGACUAUUGAGGCUCUCUGGACUCAGUUCAAAGCUAGACCCGAUUACAGGCACUGGAUCCUGAACGUUGUCCCCGCCAUCGGUACUCACAUUGCUCUGAGGUUCCUCAAGGAGAAGUUCUUGGCUCAUGACCUGACUAUUCCUGAAGCUGCUCAAGCUCUGGUGGCAUCUGUGCAAAUGGUGACAGCCGACCUGGAGGCCAUCAAACUUGCUGAGGGUCUGGCUAUGAACCACAGGAUCCGAGAAAAUGCAGUCCUGCGUGAGAUCGCUAUGCUGGGCUACGGCACUCUGGUUGCUAAAUACUGUGCAGAGAACCCAACUUGCCCAGCUGAGUUUGUGAGGCCCAUUCAUGAACUCGCUGUUGAGGCUGUUGCCAGAGAUGAUAUUGAAGAGCUCACUAUCGCUCUUAAAGUUCUGGGUAAUGCUGGACAUCCUGCUAGCCUUAAACCAAUCAUGAAGCUCCUGCCUGGCUUUGGAAGCGCUGCUGCCAAUCUGCCACUCAGAGUUCACAUUGAUGCUGUUCUGGCCCUGAGGAACAUCGCAAAGAAAGAGCCCAAGAUGAUCCAAGAAAUGGCUGUUCAGCUGUUUAUGGAUAAGAAUCUCCACCCAGAGCUCCGCAUGGUUGCUGCUAUUGUGCUGUUUGAGACUAAGCUGCCAAUGGGUCUGGUGACCACUCUUGCUGAUGACCUCUUGAAAGAAAAAAAUCUGCAGGUUGCUAGCUUUGUCUACUCUUACAUGAAGGCCAUGACAAAGAACACCAUCCCUGACUUUGCUUCUGUUGCUGCAGCCUGCAAUGUUGCUGUGAAGAUCCUCAGCCCCAAAUUUGACAGACUGAGCUACCGCUUCAGCAGAGCCCUCUAUUUUGAUGCCUACCACAGCCCCUGGAUGAUGGGUGCUGCUGCCAGUGCCUUCUACAUUAACGAUGCUGCAACUGUUUUGCCAAGAGCCAUUGUGGCCAAAGCUCGCACCUUCCUGGCCGGAGUUUACGCUGAUGUCCUUGAGUUUGGAGUAAGAACUGAGGGAGUUCAGGAGGCCCUUCUGAAAAUCCAUGAGGCUCCUGAGAAUGCUGACAGGCUCACCAAGAUGAAACAAGUCAUGAAGGCUCUUUCUGAGUGGAGGGCUCACCCUUCAGGCAAGCCCCUGGCCUCCAUGUAUGUGAAAUUCUUCGGACAGGAAAUUGCCUUUGCCAACAUUGACAAGGCUAUUGUUGAUCAGAUUAUUGAGGUGGCCACCGGCCCUGCAGUUUACGCUGAAGGCAGGAAGGCUUUGGAUGCUCUGUUGUCUGGUUUCAGACUGCAUUAUGCUAAACCCAUGUUGGUCGCUGAGAUUCGUCGCAUCCUUCCCACUGCUGUUGGUCUGCCCAUGGAGCUGAGUUUCUAUACUGCUGCUGUGGCUGCUGCAUCUGUUGAAUUUCAAGCCACCGUGACACCACCUCUGCCUGAAAAUUUCCAUGCUGCCCAGCUUCUGAAGUCUGACAUUAACAUGAGAGCUGCAAUUACUCCAAGUGUUUCUAUGUACACCUAUGCAGUUAUGGGAGUGAACACUGCUUUCAUCCAGGCCGCCCUGGUGUCAAGAGCCAGAGUUCACACAAUUGUUCCUGCAAAGAUGGAAGCAAGAAUUGACAUGAUUAAGGGCAACUUCAAACUCCAGUUCCUGCCUGUUCAGGGCAUCGAUAAGAUCGCAUCUGCACUUGUUGAGACUUUUGCUAUUGCAACAAAUGUGGAAGACCUCACAGCUGCCAAAAUUACACCAAUGAUUCCAGCUGAGGCUGCAGUACAGCUGUCAAGGGAGACCUUCUCUUCAAAGGCUUCUAGAAAACUUGCCAACAGCCUUAAAGUGCCCAAGGACUUCAAAAAGAAAAUGUGUGCUGCAAUUGAAACCUUUGGAAUAAAGGCAUGCACAGAGAUUGAGUCUCGCAAUGCCGCCUUCAUCAGAGACUGCCCGCUCUAUGCCAUAAUUGGAAAACAUGCUGUCAUAGUUGAGGUUGCUCCAGCUGCUGGACCAGUAAUCGAGAAGAUUGAAGUUGAGAUUCAAGUUGGAGAUAAAGCAGCAGAAAAGAUCAUCAAAGUGAUUAACCUGAGCGAGGAAGAGGAAAUGCUCGAGGACAAGAACGUCCUGAUGAAACUCAAGAAUAUCUUGGUUCCUGGUCUGAAGAACAGAACAGCAACUUCCUCCAGCUCCAGCUCCAGCAGCUCUCGCUCCAGCAGCUCUCGUUCAAGCAUCUCCUCCUCUGCAUCAUCCAAGUCUUCCUCCAGCUCCUCCUCUCGCCGCAAGAGCAAAAUGGUCGACGUUGACACCCCCAUCACCAAGACAUCAAAGAGAGUGAGCACCCGCUCCAGCAGCUCCUCCAGCAGCCGAUCAAGCCUGCGUUCAAGAAGCUCCUCCAGCAGUGCUUCAAGCAGCCGUUCAUCAGUCCGUUCCAGCAGCCGCUCUUCCAGCUCCAGCUCUUCCAGGUCCAGCUCCCUGUCUAAGCAAGAACUGUAUGACAUGGCGUUUACCAAGAACCACAUCCACCAGCAUGCCAUCUCAUCAGCCCGUACCAACAGCAAGAGCAGUGCCUACAGCUUUGAAGCCAUUUACACAAAGGCCAAGUACCUUGCUAACGCUGUCACUCCUGCUGUGACUGUUCUCAUCCGUGCUGUGAGAGCCGACCACAAGGUUCAGGGAUACCAGAUCGCAGCUUACUUUGACAAAGCCACUGCCAGACUGCAGCUCAUCUUUGCUAACCUGGCUGAGAGUGACCACUGGAGAAUCUGUGCUGAUGGUGUGAUGCUGAGCAACCACAAGCUGAUGGCCAAGAUUGCCUGGGGCAUUGAAUGCAAGCAAUACGAGACCGAGAUCACAGCUGAAACUGGUCUUGUGGGUCAAGAGCCUGCUCUCCGCCUGAAGGUCACCUGGGACAAACUUCCAAAGAGCAUGAAGCACUAUGCAAAGCAGAUCUCUGAGUACAUUUCCCGUAUUGCUCAUGAAGCCGGAGUGAGCCUGUCAAAGGUCAAGAAUGUUCAUAAUCAGAUCAAACUGACUGUGGCUGUUGCUUCUGAGACAACCCUGAAUGUUGUGCUGAAGACACCAAAGAGGACCAUUUAUAAACUUGGAGUGGGUCUGCCUGUUUCACUGCCACUUGGAGACACUGCUGCUGAGCUGCAAACAUACCAGGACAACUGGGCUGAGAAGAUCUCGUACAUGGUCACCAAGGCUCAUGCAGCUGAGUGCUCCAUGGUCAAAGACACCCUGAUCACAUUCAACAACAGGAAAUACAAGAACGAAAUGCCCCACUCUUGCUACCAGGUUCUGGCUCAGGAUUGCACCUCAGAACUCAAAUUCAUAGUUCUGCUGAAAAAGGACCAAACACUGGAACAGCAACAGAUCAAUGUGAAGAUUGCAAACAUUGAUAUCAACAUGUAUCCAAAGGACAACAUUGUCAUGGUGAAGAUCAAUGGAGUAGAAAUCCCCAUCAACAACCUGCCAUAUCAGCAUCCCACUGGCAAAAUUCAGAUCAGACAGAAAGGCGAGGGCAUCGCUCUCCAUGCUCCCAGCCAUGGUCUUCAGGAGGUCUACUUUGAUCUGAACGCACUGAAGGUUAAAGUUGUGGACUGGAUGAGAGGACAGACUUGUGGACUGUGUGGAAAGGCUGAUGGGGAAAUCAGACAGGAGUACCGCACACCCAAUGAACGAGUGUCCAAGAACGCAGUCAGCUACGCUCAUUCCUGGGUUCUGCCUGGAAAGAGCUGCCGCGAUGCCUCUGAGUGUUACAUGAACCUUGAGUCUGUGAAGCUGGAGAAGCAGGUGAUCCUCCAUGGUCAGGAGUCCAAAUGCUACUCUGUUGAGCCUGUGCUGCGCUGCCUGCCCGGCUGCAUACCAGUGAGGACCACCUCUGUCAGCGUUGGCUUCCACUGCCUGCCUGCUGACUCUAACCUGAACCGCUCUGAGGGUCUGAGCAACAUCUAUCAGAAGAGCUCUGACCUACAGGAAACAACAGAAGCUCAUGUGGCAUGUCGCUGCACUGCUCAGUGCGCAUAAUCUCAUUACCUUCAGUCAUAUUAUGUUUUAUUCUUAAUUUGUCUGUUUGUACCGUAAAUGUAAAUAAACAACACAAGCACGUGAA